This is a messenger RNA of Leptopilina boulardi, 1656 nucleotides long. Its product is annotated as UDP-glucosyltransferase 2-like. Gene Ontology annotation, molecular function: UDP-glycosyltransferase activity. The record is from RefSeq and is a predicted model, not a curated record. Bases 72 to 1631 code for a protein of 519 amino acids. The transcript has 5 exons. NCBI's taxonomy places the organism in Eukaryota, Metazoa, Arthropoda, Insecta, Hymenoptera, Figitidae.
CGAAGUAAGAUAUAAACUUGUACGAAGAAAGUAAAUAUACUCACUAUUCAAGUAUACAAGACACUAUAAAAAUGUUUUUGAUAUUGUUGUAUACUUUAUACUCAAUUCUUCUACAACUUGAAGCUAAAAGAAUUUUGGCAAUAUUCCCACUCAAUGAAAAGAGUCACAACAAUGUAUUGGAUGCAUUGGCAAUAGGUUUGGCAAAACGAGGUCAUCAAAUUGAUGUUAUAACUCACUUCGAGAAGAAAAAUCCACCAGUUAAUUAUAAAACAAUUAUUAAUCUAAACGGUACAAGAGAUGAUUUUGUGAAUAACCUAACAAUCGAAUAUUGUACCAAACAAACCGAUGAUUCUAUACCAUUUUAUGCUUUUACUGCCGGCAAUGAAAUUUGUAAUCUAAUGUCACUUAAAAGUAUGCAAAAAGUGAUUCAAAAUCCAAAGGUGUAUGAUCUUGUUAUCACAGAGGUAUUUGGAGCGAAUUGUUACAUUGGAUUUGGAUAUAUUUUUAAAAUACCUGUAGUAACUGUUGCAACUAAUUUGGGAUUAUCGUGGACUGGAGAUGGUGUAGGAAGUCCAACGGCAACAGCAACUUUUGCCGAUGUAUUAAUGGAUAAAUAUGAAAUUUUAACAUUUUGGGAUCGUUUAAAAAAUACAAUGAUUUCUCAAAUAAGUAAGUAUAGAUUUUUUUCAUAUACAGAAAAAGCGCAAACAGAAGCAAUAAGAAAAUAUUUAAAUCCAAAUAUACCAAAUAUAAGAGAAAUUGAGAAAAUAGUAGCUCUAACUUUUGUCAAUUCUUAUCAUAAUCCAUUUGGAAUUAGAGCUUUAACUCCAGGAAUGAUUGAAAUUGGAGGAUUACAUAUAGAAGGAAACAAUGAAAAAUUAUCACCGGAUUUGGAACGAUGGAUGAAUGAAAGUACUCACGGUGUCAUUUAUUUCUCACUAGGAUCUAUGGUACUAAUAGAAACAUUACAAGAAAAUUCUCUUUUAUCAAUUUAUCAAGUUUUUUCAAAAAUUUCGCCAAUGAGAGUUUUAAUGAAAAUCGUAGACAAGAAAAAACUUCCUUCAGGAAUUCCGAAAAAUAUACGAAUACCUUCUUGGAUCCCUCAGAUACCAGUAUUAAAACAUAGAAAUACAAAAUUGUUCAUAACUCAUGGCGGUAUGUUAGGAAUACAAGAAGCACUGUACUACCAAAUUCCUGUAAUAGGAAUACCAUUAUACGGAGAUCAAUUUAGAAAUAUUGCAACUUUGACAAGUAAAAACGUUGCUGUUGAAAUAAAUUACAAAAACAUAACAAGAGAAUCUUUAACUGAAGCACUGACAACUAUUCUUAACGACACAAAAUAUAAAGAGGCUGUAAUUUAUGAAUCUAAACUAUUUCGCGAUCGACCAAUGAAGGCAAUGGACACAGCCAUAUUUUGGGUGGAAUACGUCAUGAGAAAUGGAGCAACAACAUUAAGAUCACCAGCCGUAAACAUGCAUUGGUGGCAAGCAGAACUAUUAGACGUAUACGGUUUCAUUUCAUUAUGCUGUAUUAUAACAACUUAUUCAUUAAUAUUUCUACUAAAAAAAAUUAUUCAAAUAACUUUUAAACUUGUGAGAAAUACAAAAGAAGAUGAUAAGAAAUACAAUUAAAAAAUAAAGAAACAAUAAUAAUAAA